AUGCGUUCUGAGGGCAAUGUCUAUAAUCCGGUGCCGGAGAGGAUUCCGAAGGUGCGCGACGCCGAUGAGUUCCAGCGUAUGAGAGCAAAAGCUACAGAGCUUGCUUGCGAUAUCAGACUGCACAGGUCAUUUCGAUUACCUCCAAACCCCAGCAUCGGAAGAAACCGCACUAUCAGGGUGAGCUACUCGGAUGUUGGUUACUUGGGUUCUUCGUCCACUACGGCUGAAAUUGAGGAUCCCGAGAGUUACCAUGUUCCUGUUGUUUUGUGGGCUGGCGGUAUGUUUGGGGGCCGAUAUCAAGCCUUUGCAAACGACGACCUCUGCAAGAAGUAUCGUGUGCGUUUUCUUGCAAUCGAUCGUAAUGGCAUCGGAGGAAGUGACUCGGUCAGCCUCGAUCAAAGAGUUGCCACUUGGCUGGACAUAGUUCCUGCAUUGUUGGAUCAUAUCGGAAUCCAGCAUGUUCAUCUUGCAGCACACAGUGCAGGGACAAUCUUCGUCCUCAACACGAUUUUGCACCAGAGACAUCUACUUCACCCUACCAAGCCUUUUGCUGCUUUCUUUGGACCUUGGGUGCACCCGUCGAAGUCGGGUAAAUGGCGACUCGCGGCUGUUGGUCUUCUCCCCGAACUUGCUAUUGGCACCUGGCAUCAUUGGGCCAAGAUGAUUAACCAGAGCAUAGCACCAGUGCUUACAGCAAGCGGUGUUUCGGUGACCAAGGCAGCUAGAACAUCAGUCAAUGGCAUCUCAGGGAGUAAGGUCACUGAAGACCCGACAGUAGGAGACGGGGCCGAGGCCGCCUGGCGCAAAGCCUCAGAGGCAGUCAUCACGAACUAUGUGUUUGCGGAAAGUGUUGAGGGCGCAAGCCAAGAAGCGUUGCUCUGCUUGAGGAAGGGUAGCACGGCGUGGGGUGAUUGGCAAGACAUUGACGAAGCAGUUUCCAGAAUAGCAGAAAAUGAGCGGAAAUCGCAAGGCCCUUCAAGAAUGGGGGCGAAAGAGAAGCUCAAGAUCCAGAUCUUCUUUGCUGAGGAUGAUGAAAUGAUAGGAAAAGGCGGUCAAGCAUGGCUUGAGUCGUGCUUCACGCAGGAUGGCGUGACAGAGUACAUCAGUCUAGAGAGCGAGGUGGUGGCCGGGACGGAUCACAACGACGUGCUUGCAUUGCAGAACGGAGCUAUAGAAAAGAUGGUCAGGGCAAUUGGACAGGUUCCAAGCAGGACAAGAGAUGCUGAGGACAGGAGCAGAGAAAGAUAA
This is a messenger RNA of Endocarpon pusillum Z07020, 1248 nucleotides long. RefSeq lists its product as uncharacterized. Bases 1 to 1248 code for a protein of 415 amino acids. NCBI's taxonomy places the organism in Eukaryota, Fungi, Ascomycota, Eurotiomycetes, Verrucariales, Verrucariaceae. The record is from RefSeq and is a predicted model, not a curated record. The transcript is spliced from 2 exons.